AUGAAGGACUCUCAUAGAAUAUUCACUUCUUUUCUAGGGUUUGGGCUACUUAAUAAUAUUUUAUAUGUGGUAAUAUUAUCAGCAGCAGUUGAUUUAGUAGGAUCACAAACUCCCAAAGCGGUAGUAUUAUUAUCGGAUAUAUUACCUGCGUUUUUACUAAAACUUGCGGCUCCGUUUUUCAUUCAUUUAAUUCCUUAUAAGACCAGAUUAUGGUUAUUAGUAGGUUUAUCCAUGACGGGAAUGUUCAUAAUCAGCUUGGUAGAUCAUAUAAAGUUCAAGAUUUUCGGAAUUUGUAUGGCAUCAUUGAGUUCAGGAUUAGGUGAAUUAACUUUUCUCCAAUUAACUCACUAUUAUGAUGAAUUACAUUCAAUUGGUGGAUUCUCCUCGGGUACAGGGGUUGCUGGAUUAGGAGGAAGUUUCCUAUUUAUGUUGUUGACCAACAUUAUGGGAGUAUCCAUAUCAUGGACUUUACUUCUAUUCUCAGUCUUACCCCUUGGAUUUAUUAUCCUUUACUACUUAUUAUUACCUCCAAUGGCUGAGGAAAUACGUUAUGAAGCUUUAGAUGAUUACGAAUUAACGUCACAUUCCUUCAAAAACCAUUUUUUCACUAUUCUUGAUCAAAUCAGACCUUUGUUGAGACCUUAUAUGAUACCUUUAUGCACAGUCUACAUUUCAGAAUACGUUAUAAAUCAAGGGGUUAGUCCCACAUUACUUUUUCCCUUGGAAGAAUUACCACGUUGGCUUUUCAAGAGCUUUAGAGAUAUUUAUGUGGUGUAUGGAUUUUUAUACCAAUUGGGAGUGUUCAUAUCUCGUUCGUCUAUAAAUUUUGGUUUCAGAUUCAAAAAUCUUUAUUUACUAAGCAUUCUUCAAUUCAUCAAUGUUCUUAUUACCAUCACCCAAUCAGUUUAUUUCUGGCCAUUUCCUAAAAUAUGGUUCCUUCUCGUUCUCAUCUUAUAUGAAGGGUUGUUAGGAGGAUUAUCUUACGUAAAUACAUUCUAUUCUGUCAGUGAAGAAAGCUCCAAAAAUAAAAGAGAAUUCAAUAUGGGAUGUGUUGGGAUGAGUGAUAGUUUAGGUAUUGUAAUAGCUGGGUUAAUCAAUUAUAAUUUGGAGAGAAGCUUAUGUAAUGCCCAAAUUUCUAGAGGUAGAGAUUGGUGUCAAAGAACUAAAUAA
Molecule: messenger RNA, 1170 nt
Organism: Yamadazyma jaroonii
Lineage: Eukaryota; Fungi; Ascomycota; Pichiomycetes; Serinales; Debaryomycetaceae
Source: the annotation of a GenBank genome assembly